Notolabrus celidotus (New Zealand spotty) is the source of this 2112-nucleotide messenger RNA. RefSeq names its product X-prolyl aminopeptidase (aminopeptidase P) 1, soluble (gene xpnpep1). Bases 124 to 1986 code for a protein of 620 amino acids. Lineage: Eukaryota; Metazoa; Chordata; Actinopteri; Labriformes; Labridae. The record is from RefSeq and is a predicted model, not a curated record. Gene Ontology annotation, molecular function: metalloaminopeptidase activity. The transcript has 20 exons.
ACGUCAACAUAGAAAUGGCAGCCUCCUGUUUUGUAAUUUAACACAAGGUCCAAGCUGGUAGAGGAUCGGUUCUUUUCCUGACCCAUCAGUCUUAUUUCCGAGGAGAAACCACCGGACGCCGGCAUGUCUCCAAAGAUCACGGGAGAGCUGCUCAGGCAGCUUCGCCAGGUCAUGAAGAACUGUAAAUACAUCUCUGAGCCAAUACAGGCCUACAUUGUCCCCUCUGGAGAUGCACAUCAGAGUGAAUACAUAGCACCAUGUGACUGUAGACGUGAAUUCAUCUCCGGGUUCAAUGGCUCUGCAGGUACAGCCAUCGUCACAGAGCAACAUGCUGCAAUGUGGACUGAUGGACGAUACUUCCUCCAGGCCACUCAGCAGAUGGACAACAACUGGACCCUCAUGAAGAUGGGACUGAAGGAGACUCCCUCUCAGGAGGACUGGCUGAUCAGCAUCCUGCCAGAGAACUCCAAAGUGGGAGUGGAUCCUUGGAUCAUUGCUGCUGAUCAGUGGAAGAACAUGUCCAAGGCUCUGACCAGCGCCGGCCACUCUCUGGUGGCGGUGCAGGAUAACCUGAUCGAUGUGGUCUGGACAGACCGCCCAGAAAGACCCAGCACACAGCUCCGGACCCUGGGAUUAGAUUACACCGGUAUGUCCUGGCAAGACAAGAUCACAACGCUACGAGCCAAGAUGACGGAGAGGAAAGUCACCUGGUUUGUUGCCACAGCGCUGGACGAGAUCGCAUGGCUCUUUAACCUCCGAGGUGCGGACAUCGAGUACAACCCAGUGUUCUUCGCGUAUGCCAUUGUGGGGUUGAACACAAUAAGGCUUUUCGUGGACCUAAAGCGUCUCUCCGAACCUAAACUGAGAGACCACCUACAGCUGGACUCCCCCAGCAAACCGGAGCUUAGCAUCCACACGUUCCCGUACGAGGCGGUCUACACCGAGCUCCAGGCCAUCUGUGCCGCGCAAGGCCCCAAAGACAAAGUGUGGAUCUGCGACAAGGCCAGCUGUGCCCUCACACAGGUCAUCCCAAAGGCCAACAGGACGCAGAUUCCCUACACUCCUCUCUGCCUUGCCAAGGCCGUAAAGAACGCCACUGAGAUUCAAGGCAUGAAAAUGGCCCACAUCAAGGAUGCAGUGGCUCUCUGUGAGCUCUUUGCUUGGUUGGAAAAGGAGAUUCCAAAGGGCAAUGUGACAGAGAUCUCCGCUGCAGAUAAGGCCGAAGAGUUACGCAGUCAACAGAAAGAGUUUGUCGGCCUAAGUUUCCCCACAAUUUCCAGCGUUGGUCCAAACGGAGCGAUCAUACAUUACAGGCCGCUGCCUGAAACCAACAGAACCCUCUCUUUGAAUGAAGUGUACCUGAUUGACUCUGGAGCUCAGUACAUUGAUGGAACCACUGACGUCACACGCACCGUGCACUUUGGGACUCCCUCUGCUUUUGAGAAGGAAUGCUUUACCUACGUGCUGAAAGGACACAUAGCUGUCAGUGCAGCUGUUUUCCCAAACGGAACUAAAGGACACCUGCUGGAUUCGUUUGCCCGUGCAGCUCUGUGGGAGACGGGGCUGGAUUACCUUCACGGCACGGGACACGGUGUGGGCUGCUUCCUCAACGUCCACGAGGGGCCGUGUGGAAUCAGCUACAAGACCUUCGCUGAUGAACCUCUGGAGGCCGGCAUGAUCGUCAGUGAUGAGCCAGGAUACUACGAGGAUGGAUCUUUUGGUAUUCGUAUUGAAAACGUGGUCCUUGUUGUUUCAGCAAGACCAAAAUACAACUACAGAAACAGAGGCAGUCUGACAUUUGAUCCUCUCACUCUGGUUCCUAUCCAAGUCAAGAUGAUGAACACAGAGAUGCUCACCCAGAAGGAACGGGACUGGGUGAACGAGUACCACAGGAAGUGCCGGGAGGUGGUUGGAGCGGAGCUGGAGCGGCAGGGCAGGAAGGACGCGCUGCAGUGGCUGAUGAGAGAGACGCAGCCCAUCGUCUGAGGACUCCCCCCGUUGUGUGACUGAUCUUGUACUCAUUAUAUCUUUCUCUGUAUCUCACUCUCAGCUUCUUUUGUAAAGCACAUCGUACCAGCAGUUUUAUUAAAGAUCAUUAAAAAAAACAGGAAA